Molecule: messenger RNA, 690 nt
Organism: Zonotrichia albicollis (white-throated sparrow)
Lineage: Eukaryota; Metazoa; Chordata; Aves; Passeriformes; Passerellidae
Source: RefSeq, a predicted model, not a curated record
AUGGCUGUCACCGACUUUCUCUUCCUUCUCCUCACAGUCCCCUCUUCCCUCAUCCUCCUGGUGGAGGACGUGUCCUGCUCUCAUAUCUUGCCCCUGCUGUACCUGCGUUUCCUUUUCCAGCUCUCUUUGUUCUCCUGUUACUGGGUGACGCUCUGGCUGAUGACUUUCGGCCUUGCGAUAUAUAUCAAAAAGCUCUUGAAGCGCUGCUGCCGCCUUGACCUUCCUAAUGAUCUGCUUUGGGUGGGGAUGAUUGUCCAGUUUUGGGCUUUCUCUGCUCUCUUCACUGAGAUUCCCACACUGAUAUACCAGUGCCAAUCAAAUGAUCAGGAGCCCUGCCAGGCAGCCCUCAUCGCCGUGUGGGCCAUUAUCCUGCUGCUUCUUGUCGCACCCAUAACUGUGCUGGUCAUUUCCAGCACAAUUAAUUUAAUUAAAGCUAAGUGGGGCUCCGAGCAGAAGCAACGCGAGGGGCUCGACAUCGUUAUUGUCUCCAUUGGUCUCGUCACUCUCCUUUUCAUCCUCUGCAAUUUCCUGCAGCAGCUUGGUUACAUUGCUGUGCCCUCCCAUUUUCUUUUCCUGCUCACCUGCAUCAACUGCAGCAUCAAACCCUUCAUCUACUUCCUGGCAGGGAGGUGCUGGAGGUCCUGCUCUGUGGAGUCCCUCCGGCUCUCCCUCGAGAGGGUCUUUGACUAG